ACUUUGCUUGCUAUGCUCUUGUACUAAUUUUAUUGAUUUGUUAGUGGGCAAGUGCAGUCAUUGGACGCUAUGGUGGUGUUCUUACAAAGUUUCUGUUUGGAUUUUAGAGGUUUGUGGAAAUAUGAAGAAAGGAUUGCACCCUCAGAUGCAGUGGAUAUCCUAUGUGACCCAGAGUGGGCGGUUGAUGCACGUUAUGAUGACAAAAAUCACUUCAGGGCAAGACGCCAGAUGGCUGCAAGUGAAGGACAAAUUGCCAAAAAACAACAGCUCAAAGAGCAGUCUUCUACCGCAAUAAAAGAACUCUGCAACUACUCUACGGUCAAGCACUCGGCCAUUGUUGCGGCGUUUGGUGGUACAACAACAACAUGAUUCAAUUCCAUCUCUUACUACAUUUACAAUUUCAGCAACAAUUGCAGUGCAGAUUUAUUGAACUUAAUGGGCCCUGCAUGUGUUUAAAAUUCACUUUAAAUGGCAUUUUCAAUUAUAAAGCCCAACUUCGGCCCAAAAAUCAUAAAGCCCAACCGCUGCAAUAACAGGUUUCUUCAUAGGUUUGAGAGGCCCGAUUUUGCUUACGCCGAUUGCCAACGUUUAAUUUAUUUGAGCUUCAUUGCCUUCCUUGUUUUUGGUCUUAAUUGGCUUAAUUAAUGCCUUAAUACAAUAGGUAUACAAGAACGGGUAAGCUACGGGUAUGGGGUUUCCUAUCAAAAGCAGAUAAAAUAGAUACUCUAAGAAAGCACUAAUCCAUAACCAAAGAAGCAAAAGAAGAAAACACUAAUCCUAAACUAAAACACAUCAUGAACUCUUAUUCUUUCCUUUGGCUGUGAUAACUUGGGCAUUCCUAAUAUGCUGCUAGCUUUUCUCUUCGAGGAUGAAAAUGUUAACGGCAGCUAGAGACAUCAAACAACUCUAUAAACCUCUGGUCUGACACUCUUGCCUUGGCUGCAGCAAAUCGCUGGUACUCAUCAAAUAUAGAAGUCAGGCACCAUUUCUGUAGUCUUCUUAAGCAUCCAACAAGACAUCCAGUACGGUGCUGAACAAAGAUAUUGACAGAAA
Molecule: messenger RNA, 1053 nt
Organism: Rubroshorea leprosula
Lineage: Eukaryota; Viridiplantae; Streptophyta; Magnoliopsida; Malvales; Dipterocarpaceae
Source: the annotation of a GenBank genome assembly